UACCAAUUCCUCUCUGUUUUGUUUUCUUUCUCUAUCAUUUUGGCGGGAAUUGGACCCCACAAAAUUAAAAUCUCGUCCUCUCUAAACUCUUAACAUCUUUUCUCUCAUAAAUACAACUACCUCCUUUCUUUCUUACGCCUCAACCUGCAACUUCUUUCACUCACUGCACCAAACGCACCGUACCGCAUUUCUUUCUCUACCAAAACGGUGCCGUAUUGUUAUCACGCGUUCUAAAUGACCGUUACUCUCUUCAUCUUUCUCCUCUUCUUCAAGUUCUUUCGCGGUGCGCUCUCUCUCUCCUCCGACGGCAUCGCGCUUCUCACUCUAAAGUCCGCCGUCGACGCCUCCGGAGCAGCGGCGUUCGCCGGCUGGAGCGACGCCGACGCCACGCCGUGCCGGUGGUCCGGCAUCACGUGCGCCAACAUCUCCGGCGAGCCGCGAGUCGUGGGCGUCGCGCUCUCCGGGAAGGGCCUCCGCGGCUACCUCCCGUCGGAGCUCGGGACGCUGCUCUACCUCCGCCGCCUCAACCUCCACACCAACGCCCUCCGCGGCGCCAUUCCGGCGCAGCUCUUCAACGCCACCGCGCUCCACAGCGUCUUCCUCCACGGCAACAACCUCUCCGGCGCGCUGCCUCCCUCCGUCUGCACCCUCCCCCGCCUCGAAAACCUCGACCUCUCCGACAACGCGCUCUCCGGCGGAAUCCCCGACACGCUCCGGGAAUGCUCCAACCUCCAGCGGUUAAUCCUCGCGCGGAACAAAUUCUCCGGCGAGAUUCCGGCGAUCCCGUGGUCCGAGCUGAAGAACCUAGUCCAGCUCGACCUAUCGUCGAACCUUCUAGAAGGUUCGAUCCCGGACCAGCUCGGUGAGCUUAAAACCCUAACCGGAACCCUAAACCUCUCGUUCAACCAUUUAUCUGGCAAGGUUCCUAAAUCUCUCGGGAAUUUGCCAGUUACCGUGAGUUUCGAUCUUCGGAACAAUGAUCUCAGCGGUGAGAUUCCCCAAACGGGGUCGUUUUCGAACCAGGGGCCCACCGCGUUCCUCAAUAACCCAAACCUGUGCGGAUUUCCUUUGCAGAGAUCGUGCACAGGGUCGGCCCCGAGUGAACCGGGUUCUAGUCCUGGUUCUCAUGGACCGGCGGGCCACCGGUCCGCGAAAGGGCUGAGCCCGGGUUUGAUUAUUUUAAUCUCGGUGGCUGAUGCUGCCGGGGUGGCUUUGAUUGGGGUUGUUUUGGUGUAUGUGUAUUGGAAGAGGAAGGACAAGUCGAAUGGGUGUAGUUGCACUUUGAAGAGGAGGUUUGGUGGGGAGAAUGAGAAAUCGAGUUUGUGUUGUUGGUGUAACGGGGUGAAGAGUGAUGAUUCUGAGGUGGAGGAGGGGGAGAAGGGAGGGGGAGAGGGUGAGAGAGGGGAAGGGGAUUUGGUGGCCAUUGAUAAGGGUUUUAACUUUGAGCUUGAUGAGUUGUUGAGGGCUUCUGCUUAUGUGUUGGGGAAGAGUGGGUUGGGGAUUGUGUAUAAGGUGGUGCUGGGGAAUGGGGUGCCUGUGGCUGUGAGGAGAUUGGGGGAGGGUGGGGAACAGAGGUAUAAGGAGUUUGCUGCUGAGGUUCAAGCCAUUGGCAAAGUCAAGCACCCUAACAUUGUGAGGUUGAGAGCCUAUUAUUGGGCUCCUGAUGAGAAGCUUCUGAUCAGUGAUUUCAUCUCCAAUGGCAAUUUGGCCACUGCCCUUAGAGGGAGAAAUGGUCAACCAUCUCCGAAUCUUUCAUGGUCAACCAGGCUGAGGAUAAUCAAAGGAACAGGCAGGGGUUUGGCAUAUCUCCAUGAAUGCAGUCCAAGAAAAUUUGUUCACGGUGACAUCAAACCCUCGAACAUCCUUCUUGACACGGAUUUCCAACCCCACAUUUCUGAUUUUGGUCUAAACCGGCUAAUCAGCAUCACAGGCAACAACCCAUCCUCUGGUGGCUUUAUGGGAGGAGCUCUUCCUUACUUGAAGCCAUCACAAACAGAGCGAACCAACAACUACAAGGCCCCUGAGGCUCGAGUCCCAGGUUGCAGACCGACCCAGAAAUGGGAUGUGUAUUCAUUUGGAGUUGUAUUACUUGAAUUGCUUACUGGGAAAUCCCCGGAUUCUUCUCCGGCCGCAUCAACAUCCAUGGAAGUCCCUGACUUGGUGAGGUGGGUCAAGAAAGGGUUUGAACAAGAAAGUCCAUUAUCUGAAAUGGUUGACCCAUCGAUGCUCCAUGAAGUGCAUGCCAAGAAAGAGGUGUUGGCUGUGUUUCACGUAGCACUACAAUGCACUGAAGGAGACCCUGAGGUCAGACCUAGAAUGAAAACCGUCUCUGAAAAUCUUGAAAGAAUUGGAUCAUAAUAUUCUAAUGUUUACCAGCUGAAAGAACUGAAAUUUCCUUGACACUCAUGGAAGAUGCAUUGCAACCCCAUAAUGCAUUUUUUGUGGUAGCACUCGGGAGAUUUUCUUUUGGGGGCAUAUGAUGGUGUUGCAAAUACCUUUCUAUCUCCAACUAUGCCCUCCGGCCCUUCUGUGUUUUGAAGUUGUAGCAAUUUUUUGACGGCUGUCACCAUCACAGGUCUCAUCUUCAUUCUUUUUUCGGCAAAUCAAGGCAGUUGAUAAGAUAUAUUUAAAUUUUGUUUUGAUCUCAUUUCAUCAUGAGUCUGAUUACAAUAAUUUCACUACAUGCUUUAUUACUUGGCUUGGCAAGUUCAGAUGCAAUCUUGUGUAUAAUAAAAUUAUUUCACUCCUCCGUUAUGAAUGACAACUCAGUUUCACAUU
This is a messenger RNA of Cajanus cajan (pigeon pea), 2778 nucleotides long. Its product is annotated as receptor protein kinase-like protein ZAR1. Gene Ontology annotation, biological process: protein phosphorylation. Gene Ontology annotation, molecular function: ATP binding; protein binding; protein kinase activity. The record is from RefSeq and is a predicted model, not a curated record. NCBI's taxonomy places the organism in Eukaryota, Viridiplantae, Streptophyta, Magnoliopsida, Fabales, Fabaceae.